This is a messenger RNA of Knipowitschia caucasica, 2064 nucleotides long. Lineage: Eukaryota; Metazoa; Chordata; Actinopteri; Gobiiformes; Gobiidae. The record is from the annotation of a GenBank genome assembly.
AUGGGGAGUAGCAUGUCAUGUGUCCCCCAGCACAACUUUAGAUUCUCAAGCAAGAGCUUCAUUCGCAGAAAUAGCAGUCGUCUGUUUCGCAAAAACUAUCCCCAGGAGGGACAGGAGAAGUCCAACAGUAUCAUCAAUAUACUGUGCACCGUCACACCCAGAAAGGAAAUGUCACCUAAAGAUCUGCAGACAAUCGAAAACAUCAAAUGGGAUCCACUAAUUGCAUACGACCCUGCCAGCGGCUGGAAGAAAAGCAGCAUCAAUGUAAAAAAUUAUGGAAGAAUGGUUCACAGCUCCAAAGUUCGAUUUCGCUUUCAGCAUUGCGAGGACAUCCAUGACUGCUAUCUGGACCUUUUCCAGACGCAUCUCCACUUUGUAUCCAACAAUACCACUGGCCUGACCUACCAGGGAACUCUUCCAUUGAAAGAGCUCACAAUACACAACCUUCAACAGAACUGCAAUCACAGCCAAGCCCAGGAAUUUGCUUUUCAAAUAAACGGUGUAAGUCUCAAUCCCAUUAUUGUCUACUGUGCAAACCAAGAAGAAAUGGACAUGUGGUUUGGGCUUCUGAAAGAAAACAUUGAAGCCAAUGGAGGCACUGCAAUUGCACCAGAAAGCUUCACAAGGGUCAAAUUACAUCAGAAUGAAACCAAAGCUGGUAAGGAAGAGUUGAGAAACUCCAUCAACAGGGAGCCUAUCUACGAGUGGGAAGGCUCUCAGCGCGACAGCUUGGGCCCCAUCACUUAUGUGACUAAAGUCCGUCUGCAGCACCUCCCCUGUCAGGAACAAAGUGACAGGCUUUUGGUGAUGUACGCAUCUACCCUAAUCAUCCUAUCCGAAGAAAACGAUGUUCUUUUCUACAAGGGAAAGCUUCCUGUGAACAUGAUUACGGUGACCACUCCCUGCCAAGACAUUAAGCCCAACACAUUUAUGAUUGAAGGCAAACUGAUCAACCCCAUAGUAGUGUCCUGCCUGGACAGGACUGAGUAUUGCGACUGGAUACAGCAUUUGAAAGCUGCUGACGUCCCAGUUCUCAGCCCCCCUCCCCCGGUGUAUGACAUAAUCUACACCCCAACACAAAAACAGGGUCAGCAGGCUGACAGAUGGAGUGGACACAGCCAUGAAAAGAAAGACUCUCUGAGGUUCAGCCAAACUGGACAAUCUUCUCAAAACAUCACAUUUCCAACACAUGAAGACAACCCUCUUUCUCCGGGAUAUGCUGAACCGCUUUGUUACUCUAGCCGUCCCUCAUCCACUGAAACCGCUCGAUAUGGCAGUCGAACCAACAGCAUGUCGUCCCACACCAGGCCCCCAUCUCUAAGAUACUCCUCUCCUCAGCACAGCAAAUACCUCCCACCCAGCGAGACAUCUGCACUAUACAGCACCCCAUACUCUUCCAAAAUACAUUCACACCAGCAGCGACAGGAAAAAGCUCCACUUGUAAAGUCGAACAGCUGGAGCACCCCUCAGACUUCUUUCAAUUCCUCGCUGCAUGCAAAUCAGCGGCAUUCAGACCUGUGUGCACCACGUCAGCCUCUGUCUCCACUUUAUGACGAGCCCUGCACCCCUGAAAUCUACUCCCUGGAAGAGGCACAAGCUGAAAACCAAAGUUGGCAAGAGCCCCAGCUCAUGCCCUCCACGUUCCAGCUCAGGACACCUCCAAUGGGCCGCCGCUUCAGAAGGAGCCUGGUCCUAACCAAUCCCCAGGGCCACAAUCUGGGUCUGGAGAUGGAAACACCCUACAGCCAAGCCGAGAGGAGAGCAGAGGCAGUUUCCCGACUCAAGCUGCUGCCAAUGCCCAACCAAGUCCAAGAGCAGGCUCACCCCCCUUCAAAUACAGGGAUGAACACUUAUCAGAUGUCUUGUGGUUACUCACCAGGUCGGCAUUCAUACCUUGAACCAACAGACCCAGAUGAUCAGGAACUAGACUAUGACAACAUUUGGGAGUUUGACUGUGAUCCAGGGAUGAUGCAGCCCCUGCCUGGUAUUUCAACCCACUGGACGGGAUUAGAGUAUGGGGCCAGAGGCCGUGGUGCCAUGGGGACGCAGCAGAGAUGGUCAUAA